Messenger RNA from Coccinella septempunctata (seven-spotted ladybird), 732 nucleotides. RefSeq names its product GSK3B-interacting protein. Lineage: Eukaryota; Metazoa; Arthropoda; Insecta; Coleoptera; Coccinellidae. Gene Ontology annotation, molecular function: protein kinase A binding; kinase regulator activity. Bases 150 to 503 code for a protein of 117 amino acids. The record is from RefSeq and is a predicted model, not a curated record. Gene Ontology annotation, cellular component: cytoplasm. The transcript has a single exon. Gene Ontology annotation, biological process: regulation of canonical Wnt signaling pathway.
UCAAAUGUCAAAAAUAUUUUGUUUUGAAACUUUUGAAGGUUAUAAAUUCUCAUCUGUCUAAAAUCAAAACUAAAAAUAAUAAUAAUUAUAAGUUCACUGCAGGAAAUGCAUUCACCUUGUGCAACAGUGAAUACAUAUGUAAUUAUUUGAUGAUAGUUUGUGUAACAAUUAUGGAAGAAUAUCUGUUAGAUGAAAAUAACUGGAAGUUGGAAGCACAAAGUGUUAUUGGAGACAUUGGAAACCAUGUUAAAUUUGUUGCUAUAUCUGAAACACUGCUGAAUACCAACAAUAAGAUUUUCUUGAAUUUAGAAACCUUGGAGAAUAGAACUUUUUGUAUAGAAUUGUCUGCUAGUGGAUUUCGAAUAGUUGGCAAUGCAUUCAAUCAAAACAAUCUUGAUGAAUCAGAAUAUUACGAGACGCCUUACAGUCUUCUCAAUAGAAUCAGCCCUAUGUUCAGUGCGUCUUUUAGAGAUGAACUUCUGGAAAAAUUAGCUAAAGCUUGAGAAUACAGUUGGCUGAGGGUAUUUUCAACAUACUUAGUACUUGGUGUUGAUAUUCUACGUGGGGUAUCUGAACCAUAAUACAUAAGUAGCUUGAUAUUAUCUUUGUAUUAUUCUCAAGAAAUAAUAGAUAGAGAAUAUGACAAUAUGAUAUUGAAUAUCAUACUAUGAAAGAUUGUAUAAUAUUUUUGUCAUUGUGGCUGUACUGAGGAAAUAAAGUUGUAGAAGAAAU